AUGGAGAAGAGUAUGAAGCUUUCCGCUGGCGAGCUUGACGCGACAGUUAUGGAGGAGGCAAGUACACCAACCAAAGCUCCCAAGUUCCUAGGCCUACAAAAACUCGGGAAACUCCUCGGCGUCGAGGUCCAGGGAAAUGACCCGAUUGUUCCUAAAGAGAAGAAGGACCGGCGCUAUUUCAAAUUGUUCACCUUGUGGUUUUCAAUGAACUUCAACCUCCUCGCCAUCUCAACCGGCAUGUCAGGAACUUUGGGCUUUGGGCUUAGUCUGCGCGACUGUUCACUCGUCAUAUUAUUCUUUGCUCUGCUUAUUUCCCUCGCAGCGCCAUAUCUUUCCCUGUUUGGAGUCAAACUAGGCCUCCGACAGAUGAUCCAAGCCCGUUUUUCAUUUGGUAAAUAUGGCGUCGCGAUCCCGCUCAUACUCAAUAUGGCCACUCUGUUCGGAUAUGCCAUUCUCGGUAGCAUCCUGGGAGGCCAGGCCUUAUCCGCAAUCAACCCAGAAGGACUCUCAGUGAAUGUAGGGAUUGUUAUCCUUGCAAUUAUCGACCUUAUUCUCAUUUUCUUCGGGUCGCGGUUGAUCCACCAGUUCGAUAUAUAUGCCUGGUUCCCAACCCUUGUUGCUAUCCUUGUCGCGGUCGGAUGCAGUGGGAAACAUUUACACAAUCAAUCUGUGACUGAACCAGCGACAGCUAGCAGUGUGCUAAGUUUCGCCUCUCUCAUUGCCGGGUUCUUUCUUCCCUGGUCAGCUAUUGCAAGCGACUUUACCACUUACUUUGACUCUUCUUCUAAAACACGUGCUUUUACACCCUCAUAUAUCGGCCUUGUGGUUGGCGGUGUCCCCUUAAUGAUCCUGGGAGCCGCUAUCGGAGGCGCGGUUCCUAAUGUGCCGGCCUGGGAAGAAGGGUAUAAUAGUACAAGUGUCGGCGGUGUCUUGGCCGCUAUGCUUCAACCGGUUGGAGGGUUUGGCAAAUUCCUUCUAGUUCUUCUUGCGUUGAGUGUUCUAGCCAAUAUAGUUGGCUCCGUCUAUGCACUCACGCUGAAUUUCCAAGCCCUAUUUUGGCUUUUGCGCAUCCGUCUCCCUCGGCUAGUCUACACGAUCGUGGCUACUGCUGUUAUUAUCCCUGUUGCUAUCAAGGUAGCUGCCGAGUUCCUAUCAUCGCUCAGCAAUUUCCUUGGGAUCAUCGGCUACUGGCCAGCUUGCUUCGUCGCCGUUAUUCUUGUUGAGCACUUCAUAUUUCGCAAAGGCCAGUAUAAGAACUAUAACAUUGAGCAAUGGGACAAGGGAAAGGAACUCCCGCUCGGUGUGGCUGCUCUGGCCGCUUCAAUUUGCAGCUUUGGAUUAGUGGUGCCAGGAAUGUCGCAAAUAUGGUUUACGGGGCCUCUUGCCGUCUACACGGGGGAUAUCGGGUUUGAGACAGCGUUUGUUGUCACGGCCAUCUGCUAUGUUCCAUUCAGAUAUAUCGAAAAGAAGCUAACCGGGCGUUGA
This is a messenger RNA of Clonostachys byssicola, 1485 nucleotides long. The record is from the annotation of a GenBank genome assembly. Lineage: Eukaryota; Fungi; Ascomycota; Sordariomycetes; Hypocreales; Bionectriaceae.